This is a messenger RNA of Salvelinus fontinalis (brook trout), 7978 nucleotides long. RefSeq names its product ETS domain-containing transcription factor ERF-like. NCBI's taxonomy places the organism in Eukaryota, Metazoa, Chordata, Actinopteri, Salmoniformes, Salmonidae. The record is from RefSeq and is a predicted model, not a curated record. Gene Ontology annotation, molecular function: DNA-binding transcription factor activity, RNA polymerase II-specific; sequence-specific DNA binding. The coding region runs from base 594 to 2783 and encodes 729 amino acids. Gene Ontology annotation, cellular component: nucleus. The transcript has 5 exons. Gene Ontology annotation, biological process: cell differentiation; regulation of transcription by RNA polymerase II.
GUGAGGAGUGAGCGAAACACGACACCAGAGAGAGAGGAACCGGGGGGAGGAGAAAGAGUAGCCACAGAGUACAGAAUGUUAGUGAGUGGAGGAAGAAAGAAAGUCUAAAGAGAGGACGACUGCUAUUCUACAGAACGGUUAUUUUAGCGACAAUAUGUCAAACAACGGGGAAGAUGCGAUUGAGAUGGAGUAAACAACUCGACAGUUCGUGAAAGUAUAUGCAAACAAGGAAAGAAGGGUUUUCGGUUUGUCGGGACGGUUGACCGUGUUCCGCUGCACCUCGAACAGAACAAACCCAAGUUGCCGUGGGAUAAACAGCAGUGAGCUACAUCAACUGAAUGCGAUUGCGGGUAAAGUAACGUUACCCCGAUCGCUACAGUUGAGGAAGGGUGUUUUGGGAAAGAAAGUGGAAGCAAAGGGGCCCGCGGGUGGAGCAACGGUGGAAAGUUUAGCGUUAGCCUGUUCCCCCCUCGUUUUUCCAUUCCGAACCAAAGGAACGGCUCAGAGGGAGACGACUUUUCCUUCCACAAACGCUACUGACUUGAGAUCCAUCAAGCUCGAUAACUAACGUUAACUAACUUGCAACACUCAAAAUGAAAACCCCCGGAGAUUCGGGGUUUGCCUUUCCAGACUGGGCCUACAAACCCGAGUCGAGCCCCGGCUCGCGACAGAUCCAGCUGUGGCACUUCAUCCUGGAGCUGCUGAGGAAGGAGGAGUACCAUGAUGUCAUCGCCUGGCAGGGGGACUAUGGAGAGUUUGUCAUCAAGGACCCUGACGAGGUGGCCCGGUUAUGGGGGGCCCGCAAGUGCAAACCCCAGAUGAACUACGACAAGCUGAGCAGGGCACUCCGGUAUUACUACAACAAGAGAAUCCUCCACAAGACCAAAGGGAAGAGGUUCACCUACAAGUUCAACUUCAACAAACUGGUCCUGGUCAACUACCCUUUCAUAGACAUGGGCUCCACAGGUAGUGGUGUUCCUCAGAGUGCUCCACCUUUGCCUUCCGCAGCCGGAACUCAUUUCCGCUUCCCACCCUCCACGCCGUCCGACAUGCUUUCGCCCAAUGAGGACCUGCGUAGCCCCGGGGGCGUGUUCAGCGCCGUGGCUCGGCGCAUGGCGCGCGGCUCGGUCAGCGACUGCAGCGAUGGGACCUCCGUCAACUCUGAAAUCGAGGACGGCAACGGGGGAGGAGGGGAGGAGAGGGGGGGAGAGAGAGGGCUGAGUGGAGGAGGAGGGCCAGGGGGAGGAGGAGGAGGAGUCCCAGGGGGAGGAGGAGGAGGGCCAGGGGGAGGAGGGUACAGGAGUAUGAUCCACCCCCGUUUGUCCCAUGAGUCUCUGUUCAGGAUGUAUGGUGGAGCAGGGAACCCCAACGCCCAUCCAGGCUCCCGCGGCCCCCUGGGACACAGGGUCCACCCCGAUAACCUGUCCCCCUUCCCCGUGUCCCCCCUGCCCGGCCCUGGGGGUGCAGGGCUCUUAGCCCCACCUCUGUCCCCAGCCCUGCCCUUGACGCCCUCCUCCCACCUGCCCUACACUCCGUCCCCCUCCCUCUCCCCCAUGCUGGGCUCCCACUUCUCCUUCAACCCUGAGGAAAUGAAGCGCUACCUGCAGGCCCACCACCAGAGUGUCUACAACUACCACCUCAGCCCCAGAGCCUUCCUCCACUACCCCAACGUCAUCAUUCCUCAGCCACACCGCCUCGCCCAAGACAAGAGAGAACUGGGCGAGAGGGGGGGAGCAGAGAGAGGAGGAGAGAGAGGAGGAGAGAGGGGGGGAGAACGCUCGGGUCUGAAUAGUCAUCGACACCCAUCACCCCUGUCCCAAUCACACUCUCCUCACCCUCACUCAGCCCACCCUCACCCACACUCAGCCCACCCUCACUCGGCCCAUUCCCACCACCACCCUAUCCACCACCCACUGCACCUGGGUGAGGAGCCGCCUCACCUCUCGCCCUUCAAGUUCAAGCUGCAGCCUCCUCCAUUGGGCCGGAAGCAGAGGGACGGUAGCCAGGGCCACCACCCCAGGCAGAGCUCACUGUCCUCGGGCUCAGGGUCCCUGUCGUCCUCCGGUCUGGGGUCCUCCCUGUCCUUCGGCAGUGACCUGAGCUCAGCCGGCGGGUCAGGACUCAUCUCCAACUCCUCCUCCACCGGCUCCCUCAACAGCACUGGACUGCCCAAGAUCAAGGUGGAGCCCAUCUCAGACAUUGAGUCAGAAGAGGAGGUGGAGGUGACUGACAUCAGCGAUGAAGACCCCGACGACCGGGGCUACGAGUACGACCUCUUCUCCCCCCGACACCCCCGGCCUCACCCCCACCACCCCAACGGGACGUCCUCCCACCCCCACGACGAGGACCUGGAUGAGGAUGUCUUCAAGGCCCCCGCGCCCCCUCCUCCAGGCCUGCUGCCCUUCUUCACCUCCCACCACCACCGCGGACCUCCCACCCUGAAGAGUGAGCCGGCUGAGUCAGGCGACACCCCCCCUCCCCAGUCCCCCGCCCAGGGGCAGACCAAGUGCAUUCCCCUCAAGCUGCGCUUCAAACGGCGCUGGAGCGAAGACCAACGAAUGGAAGCCAUGGAAGAGCAGGACGACAAGAAAGUACGAGGGGAGAAGGAGAGGGAAAGAGAGACGGAGAGGAAUGGAGGGAUGCAGGAGAACGGGGCUGGCAGCGCCCCCAGUCCCCCAGCCCUGGGGGGGUAUGAGUGUUCCCUCCUGUCGGCUCAGAGGGGGGUGAAUCAGGACCUGCACCAGGCCACCGCCCAACUGUCACUGGAGAACAAGGACUGCUGAUGCUGAUCCACACACACAUAGGGAUACAUACAAACACUAAUGCUAGCAGACAGUGGUUGUUUAGGACAGUGUAAAUGACUCCUGUAGUCCUCCUGCCUCUCUGGCAGACAGUUCUCUCCUAACUCAAACCAAACCUGGGCCUAAUCAAACUCCAAACCCUGAUGCAGUCCACACCCUCCUCCCAAAGCCCUUACCUCCUACUGUAACGAGACCUCUCCCUUAGAGACUGUUGAAGAAAAGAGGGGAGAGGGGACUUUUGGUCCAAGCAAGCCCAGACUCCGUGACUUAAACCAGGGGAAGAACCAGGGGGGGUGCUACUCUCUGCUUGUGUCUGGAUGGAACCCCCAAGCCAGUUUCCUGUCCAGCCCACCGUCAGCCUCAUAUCCAGCCUCCAGCCCACCGUCAGCCUCAUAUCCAGCCUCCAGCCCACCGUCAGCCUCAUAUCCAGCCUCCAGCCCACCGUCAGCCUCAUAUCCAGCCUCCAGCCCACCGUCAGCCUCAUAUCCAGCCCAGCACUGCCCCACAUCUCUUGCCCCACAUUUCGUGCCCCAGAUCCCUUGCCUCAGCUCUCUUGCCUCACCUCCUGCUUUCUGCCCCCCCUCUAGGGUUAGACUCUUUCUCCUCAGGGGCCCCCAACUCAGACAGCCCAGCUCCACAGCCCUGCAGACAUGGAGGAUGAGAUUUCUCCCAUUUUAUUUUUGUAUAGAGAUGAAGACGGGGCUUCUACAAGUGCCUGUACCUGUAUCAGAGUAAGAGAGAGAGAGAGAGAAGACAGAGAGGAGGAAAGCAUGGGUGUAAGAGUAUGACCCUAAAGAAGGCACAGCGAUGCUGAAAUGUUGGUGAUUUACCCAAUAAAUGACCGGGAGUUUAUACAUAGUGUGCUACUCUCUCUAUUAUUUGUGUAAUAGUAUCCCCCCUGUUCUUACCCACAACAGACACACAGGAAAGUUGGGCUGCCGAUUGGGGGCUGUGGGACCUAGUCGUGGUGAACUGGCAAAGACUCCUCCUCGAAACACUGGCCACUCCACUCAGGGAUGCCACAGACACACACACACCAGCUGCUGGUGAAAAGGGCAGUGAACAGGACUUUGGGACAUGGAAGCUUUGCUCUUGGACUGCUACUUAAGGGUACUGCUUUUCAACACACACUUUAUUUCUCUCUAACACUUCUGUCAUCACUUUUGUACUUUCCUGUCUUUCUGUAAUCUUUUCUCUCUCUCUCCACCUUCCUUCCCUUGCUUUUGUGGACCAUGCCUGAACGAUCAUGAUCUAAAUGAGAGAAGGGAGAGGGUGGAGGAUAAACGGAGGGGGGAGGGAGCAGUGGCUCGGUUGUUAGAUGACAGAGAGGAACAGCGAGGGGACCAUUGGGAGGGGGAGAGAGCUCUCCUAUGGAAAAGGAGAGUGAGGGGUCCAGUAUCUUUUAACUGUUAGCUUAGCCUAGCUUAUCCUAGCUUAGCCUUGUCUAUCCCAUGGCUGGGCAGAAGCAAGGGCCACCUGCACAGAAUCCUAGUUCACCAGCUCCACCCAAACCCCUUACUCCUGUUCUAUCAACCCUAGUCUCAUGGUGUUAACUAAACCAGCAGAAACCACCCACAACACCAUAUAUGCAAGCACACCUGUAGACACACACACAUACAUACAUAUAUAUAUAUAUACAUACACCCACAUAUAUAUAUAUAUACAGUGCCUGUCUAUGCCUUGUUUCAUAGCAUGUAUGAACUCUUUACAAGAGUCUUAAUAAAAAAAUAAAUAAAACGAAAAGCCCAACUGAGAUAUACACACUCGUAGAAACUAUAUAUUUAUACACUGAACAAAAAUAUAAAUGCAACAUGUAAAGUGUUGGUCCCAUGUCCCAAAUAAAAGAUCCCAGACAUUUUCCAUACAAAAAAGAAGAAGCUUAUUUCUCUCAAAUUUUGUGCACAAAUUUGUUAACAUCCCUGUUAGUGAGCAUUUCUCCUUUGCCAAGAUAAUCCAUCCACCUGACAGAUGUGGCAUAUCAAGAAGCUGAUUAAACGGCAUGAUCAUUACACAGGUGCACCUUGUGCUGGGGACACUAAAAGGCCACUCUAAAAUGUGCAGGUUUGUCACACAAUGCCACAGGUGUCUCAAGUUUUGAGAGAGUGUGCAAUUGGCAUGCUGACUGCACGAAUGUCCACCAGAGGUGUUACCAGAGAAUUAAUGUUAAUUUCUCUACCAUAAGCCACCGUCAACGUUGUUUUAGAGAUUUUGGCUGUACGGCCAACCGCACUCACAACCGCAGACCAUGUGUAUGGCGUCGUGUGGACGAGAAGUUUGCUGAUGUCGACGUUGUGAACAGAGGUGCCCCAUGGUAGGGUUAUGGUAUGGGCAGGCAUAAGCUAUGGACAAGGAACACAAUUACAUUUUAUUGAUGGCAAUUUGAAUGCAGAGAGAUACCGUGACGAGAUCCUGAGGCCCAUUGUCGUGCCAUUCAUCCCCUGCCAUCCCCUCAUGUUUCAGAAUAAUGCACUGCUUUAUGUCGCAAGGAUCUGUACACAGUUCCUGGAAGCUGAAAAUGUCCCCGUUCUUCCAUGGCCUGCAUACUGACCAGACGUCAUGCAUUGAGCAUGUUUGGGAUGCUCUGGAUCGACGUCUUCGACAGUGUGUUCCAGUUCCCGCCAGUAUCCAGAAACUUUGCACAGCCAUUAAAGAGGAGUGGAACAACAUUCCAAAGGCCACAAUGGACAGCCUGAUCAACUCUAUGCUACCUUUUUUUUAAGGUAUUUGUGACAAAUAGAUGUUUAUCUGUAUUCCCAGUCAUGUGAAAUCCAUAGAUCAGGACCAAAUGUAUUUCAAUUGACUGAUUUCCUUCUAUGAACUGUAACCCAGUAAAAUCUUUGAAAUCGUUGCAUGUUGCGUUUAUAUUUUUGCUCAGUAUAUAUUAUAUAUGUAAUUCUAAACUGAUAUAAAAAACUAAAACAACAUAGCAUUUAAUGAAAUGACAUAUUCAGGAUGUUUUUGUAAGUGAUUCGUUCUGGUAGGCGAGGGGAGAGAAUAUCCUGUUUCUCAGCGGGUAAACUUCCUAAGGGGAGGGAGACAACAGGAUGGGUAGGAGUCCAAAUGUUUUGUUAUGACCAAGGGACAACAAACGACACAGGAUAGACAGACAAAAUGAUGAAAAUAAUGAGAAUCAUGAAAGAACUGCAUUGUAGUACACUGAAUAUGCAACAGUUGUCCUUUAAACAUGCCUAUUCUAUCUGCCAUCACGGUCCGCUACUCCCCCUCAGCUUGUAGAAGACCUGACCACCGUCACCUGUCCCCAGUCUCCCUCUGGGCUGGUCUCACCUUACGGGGACCUCACCUCACUGUAAUAGACCUCACAACUCACCCCUGGCCCCAGUCUGGUCUGGUCUGGUCUGGGCUGGUCUCACCUUGAUAGUGCACCUCUAUGGGGACCUCACCUCACUGUAAUAGACCUCACAACUCACCCCUGGCCCCAGUCUGGUCUGGUCUGGGCUGGUCUCACCUUGAUAGUGCACCUCUAUGGGGACCUCACCUCACUGUAAUAGACCUCACAACUCACCCCUGGCCCCAGUCUGGUCUGGUCUGGUCUGGGCUGGUCUCACCUUGAUAGUGCACCUCUAUGGGGACCUCACCUCACUGUAAUAGACCUCACAACUCACCCCUGGCCCCAGUCUGGUCUGGUCUGGUCUGGGCUGGUCUCACCUUGAUAGUGCACCUCUAUGGGGACCUCACCUCACUGUAAUAGACCUCACAACUCACCCCUGGCCCCAGUGGGAGUGAAUGAGCUCAGGGUUAGCCAGGCCUGGGGAUUUUAGUUGAUGGGAUAUCCUGUCGUUUCUCAGCUCCACCCUGUUAGGCCAGUUCUCUAAAGCGGCCAGGUUACUAAUCGUGACUGGAUUAGCUUUAUUCCAAGCAGGUUGGUGGGGGUGGAGGCUGAGAGGUCAAGGAUUCCUGUACAGAUAACAGUGGAGGCUGGAGAGCUGAUGUGAGACUUCACCUGGAAUACCCUGCCCACUAUCUCAAACACACACAGACUCACAUUUCCAAACCCCUCUCACACACUCUGUCCUCACUGUUUUGCUGCUUUGAUGUUUUGACAUCCUGGAGCGUUAGAGGUCUGGAGACUGGGCCAAACAGCCAGUAAGAACUCGAGCAGGGGCCUCUGGGAUGGCAGGCCUCCAGACUGGCAAGUGUGUGGCUGAGCAAGUCACAAUCAUCGGACUGCUGUUAUUGUCCAUCCUGGUGGUGUUGUAUAUGUGACCACACACACUCUGUCCCCCUCCUUCACCUCCACCUCACCCUGUGUCUAUUGAAACUGACAGCUGCCUUAUAAACUACUCAUCAUAUCUAAGCAACGAACUGGGCAUUAUUCUGCUUGCUCUCUUUUCCGUUUAACUCUCUUCAUCUCUCUUUCUCUCUAUUGCCAGCAUUGUCUGUCUACCUGACUGUUAACUGCAGUGUGAUCUUUUAUCAGGAUGGUGUGGGAUGCGAAUACCCAGGUCUCAUGUCUGAGUCGGCAGUCAGGAGAGGUUUAGAGAAAGUGUAGAAGGAUAACAUUUCUUUAGCAAAGUUUAAAAAUACCCUCAACGUUCUUUUCCUUUCUGAUGUCAAUAUUGCUGUUUAUUAUUGUUAUGGUUGGAUUACUUACCUCCCAUCUUUCUCAUUAUUAGUCCAUGGUUGAGUUCCUACUCCUUUAGGGUUGUUGUGAACUGUACAUCACACUGUCAUAGUGACGUAGACCUCUCUUCCAUGCUUCUGUUAUGACCCUACCAGCUCCCGCCUCCUCCUCAGUCUUUCAUGUGGUUUUAACAUAAUAUAAACUAAAAGUGUAAUAUUAAUUCUGAGAGGGGUUGUUAUGGCGACAGAGAAGAGGUUGGCAGGGGGAGGAUUUUAUUGGGGAGGGUGGGUGGAGGGGGAUACGUAUGAUUUGGUCAUGUAUUGUCAUUUCUAUUUUACAAUGUUACUUUCUCUCUUGGUCUUGUAUAUUUUUUAUUUUGGGGAUUGUUUCAUCUAAAAGAAAAAAAGGUUUGUAUUGUUUUACUGUGUAAAGGUCUCUCUCCCCCCCCCCCCCUCUAUGCGGUUAUAUAACACUCAGAGAGAUGAGAUUUAAUACCAUGAUGUAAUAUUGAAUUUCUCUUUAAUUAUUUUGUGUUUAUUUUUCAAACUUGUAAUUAAGCUGUAAUCAGGGUUAAUUAAAACUGGUUAAAAACCAA